Cyanistes caeruleus (blue tit) is the source of this 722-nucleotide messenger RNA. RefSeq names its product prostaglandin D2 receptor (gene PTGDR). Gene Ontology annotation, biological process: positive regulation of cytosolic calcium ion concentration; G protein-coupled receptor signaling pathway; inflammatory response. Lineage: Eukaryota; Metazoa; Chordata; Aves; Passeriformes; Paridae. The record is from RefSeq and is a predicted model, not a curated record. Gene Ontology annotation, molecular function: prostaglandin D receptor activity. Gene Ontology annotation, cellular component: plasma membrane.
GCAGCCCCGCCGCGGGCAGCCCCCCGCCGCCGCCCCCCGCAUGGAGGAGCUCGAUCACCUCGUCCUGCUGGGGCUCAUGACCGUCCUCUUCACCGUCUGCUCGCUGCCGCUCAUCAUCCGGGCGUACAUGGGGGCUUUCGCUGCCGAUUUCAACGAGAACGCCGACCUGAGCGCGCUGCGCUUCCUCUCCGUCAACUCCAUCGUGGAUCCCUGGGUGUUCAUCAUCUUCCGCACCUCGGUGUUCCGCGCCUUCGUGCGCAGGGUGUGCCGGAGGCUGACGUCCCGCAGAGCCUCUCUGAAGGGCUCCAGCCCGGCUGGAGAGGGGCAGUUCUGCCCCCCGGGCUGGCGCAGGACGGAUCCCCCCGGGCUCGGCAUCCCCUGAGCGCGGCGCUGCCGCGGAAUCCGCGAGGAUGAGGAGCGAGCCUUCGGCCCCGCAUCCCUGCCCUGGAGCAUCCCGAGGUGGCCCGGGGUGGUGGCAGGCAGGGACAGCGUCCGGGACGCUGUGAAGGGGUUUUGUGCCAUCCCCAGGCUGCGUUUUGUCCCGGAGAGGAGCCGGAGCAGGGUUCCCCCGGAUCGGGGAAUUUUCCGACCCGGGGAGGGUUUGGGGAGCUCCCGGCUCCAGGAAGGCAGGAGGGGUUUGGAGAGAGGCUCAGGGCACAGGGACACACAGGGAGGAGAAGUGUGGGUGUGUCCCCAUGGAAUAAAAGUGGUUCAGAGCUUCA